GCCCCCGGGCACCAUGCUGCCCUCGCAGGAGGCCUCCAAGCUCUACCACGAGCACUACAUGCGGAACUCGCGGGCCAUCGGCGUGCUGUGGGCCAUCUUCACCAUCUGCUUCGCCAUCAUCAACGUGGUGGUCUUCAUCCAGCCCUACUGGGUGGGCGACAGCGUGAGCACCCCCAAGCCUGGCUACUUCGGCCUCUUCCACUACUGCGUGGGCAGCGGGCUGGCGGGCCGCGAGCUCACCUGCCGGGGCUCCUUCACCGACUUCAGCACCAUCCCGUCCAGCGCCUUCAAGGCGGCCGCCUUCUUCGUGCUGCUCUCCAUGGUGCUGAUCCUCGGCUGCAUCACCUGCUUUGCGCUUUUCUUCUUCUGCAACACGGCCACGGUCUACAAGAUCUGCGCCUGGAUGCAGCUCUUGGCAGCUCUGUGCCUGGUCCUGGGCUGCAUGAUCUUCCCUGAUGGCUGGGACGCCGAGACGAUCCGGGACAUGUGCGGGGCCAAGACGGGGAAGUAUUCCCUGGGGGACUGUUCAGUGCGCUGGGCGUACAUCCUGGCCAUCAUCGGCAUCCUCAACGCCCUCAUCCUCUCCUUCCUCGCCUUCGUGCUGGGCAACCGGCAAACAGACCUGCUGCAGGAGGAGCUCAAGCCGGAGAACAAAGAUUUUGUGGGCGCUACAGUAAGCUCCGUGCUGCGGCCAGGGGGUGAUGUCUCUGGAUGGGGAGUCCUCCCCUGCCCCGUGGCUCAUUCACAGGGACCCUGAAGGCCAGGAUCACAGCCCAGGAAUCGAUCUGACCUCUGCUUGUCCUGCCUCCUGCCCUCUCGUCCCUCUAUUCAAGCGCCGAGGGAAGGCCCUGAUCUCAGACUGACUUCUCACCCACCACCAGCCUGCAGGCUUUGAAGACAGGAUGGGCAGGGAUGCAGCCAGGGGGAGGGGAGAUGGCUCUGGCUCCUCCACAACUCGACCUGGGGGAGCUCAGAUCCACCCAGUCCCCUGGGCGUCUCCUCUCCUCUCCAGAGCGGCCUGGAGGCCCCUGCAGAUCCCCAGGGGAGGCGGAGCUGUGGGUCCAGCUCCCCUGAGCCCCUCAGUCUGGAGGGCCGCUGGCUGGCUGUAUCCUGGCCUCCUCUGGUCCCUGCCUCCUCCAGAAGUUUAUUCGAGACACUGCCCCAGGUUGGGCCAGACUCUUUCCUACUUUUUUCUUUUUUGCUGAUGGUGGUUCCACCACAUCUGCCACAAGGCUCCAGGUGCCCCCUUGGCAGGGAGCAAGUGAGGAAGACUGCAGACGUUUCUUGAACGCUCCUCCUCUGCCUUGUUGCAACCAGCCCCCAGCUCUCCCAAAGGACUCUGAGCUGCGCCGGGGACGAAAGGGCAGGGUCUCCCUGUCAGCUGCUAACAGGAGCCCUGAUCAGCAUAGAGUCUGAGGAAAGACUUUCCGGCUCUGGAGGCGAUGGGAGGCAGGGCCCGGCCUCGGCAGCUGGAGCUUGGAAGCUGCUCCGCCCGGCCCAGCCGGGCCUCCUUUCUGCUGGGACAUCUCUCCACUGACUGGACCCUUGACCCUGGCCUGUUUUGUACAGCACAGACUUCUUGGCCCUGUUGUCGGGGUUGGGGUGAGGAGGGGGGCCCCAAGGCGGGGAGUGGGGGG
This is a messenger RNA of Carlito syrichta (Philippine tarsier), 1637 nucleotides long. RefSeq names its product LHFPL tetraspan subfamily member 4 (gene LHFPL4). Bases 14 to 757 code for a protein of 247 amino acids. Gene Ontology annotation, cellular component: plasma membrane; inhibitory synapse; postsynaptic membrane. Gene Ontology annotation, molecular function: GABA receptor binding. The record is from RefSeq and is a predicted model, not a curated record. NCBI's taxonomy places the organism in Eukaryota, Metazoa, Chordata, Mammalia, Primates, Tarsiidae. The transcript has 3 exons. Gene Ontology annotation, biological process: gamma-aminobutyric acid receptor clustering; sensory perception of sound.